Drosophila teissieri is the source of this 1354-nucleotide messenger RNA. RefSeq lists its product as uncharacterized. NCBI's taxonomy places the organism in Eukaryota, Metazoa, Arthropoda, Insecta, Diptera, Drosophilidae. The record is from RefSeq and is a predicted model, not a curated record. The transcript is spliced from 2 exons. The coding region runs from base 96 to 1262 and encodes 388 amino acids.
UUCUCCUUUUGUGUUUUGUAAAAAAGUUGUGUACAAAUGCUAAAUUCUCAGAUCGAAUUUGAAUAUAUUUUUCAAAAUUUGUGUAAUCCCAGGCAAUGGCAAACAAUUCUACUGCGAAAAAAGUGAUGCAAGUAUCGGAGGAGAUGGCACCUGCUGUGCACAUUCCCGUAAUGGUGGGCAACGAGAUCUUCGUGCUCACCCAGCAGGACAUUCGUCGUGUGGAAGACAUCCGUGUGCUUAGCUACAACCGCCUAGUUCCCAACGGGCAGUUUGCUCCCUUGGACACGGCCUCACCAGGUCCGUUGAAUUUUUCCCCGCCGAACACCACGAAUUCCUGCACUCUGGAUGAUCUUAUCCGCCAUGCCACAGGGAAAAGGGUCCGAAUCCAGAUGGACAUCGAUGAGGAUGUAAAGCACCCUACAAAGUCGACCAAUGAUACCUGUCCGAACUUUCAGGAAACCUCCUACCCAGUGAAGACGGUUGCAAGUGUGUCCACUCAAUUGGGCUGGUCCAAGAAAAAGGCAGAAUCAGAACCCCGCUUUCCACUUUGCUACAGUGCCGGCACCUCGACAUGCGGCUUGAAGACAAACACUGGGUGCCAACACAGUCCCAGGUGCGAGACGCACCACUCGAGCUGUCAAACUCAAAAUUUGUCCAAUAAACCGUCAACUAUAAAAAACGAGAUACCGCAGAAUGCGAAUUGCCAAACUCAGACUUGUACUGGUACAUCUUCCAUUGUGAAAAAGGAGUCGCCGCUGAAGAACGCAAGAUGCCAAACUCAGAGCUGUCUCAGUGCAAAUGCCUAUAUGAAGAAAGAACCCCGGUCCUGGGCAUGCCAGACCCAGCCCAUAACCAACUUUACGGGAUGCGGUUCCUCACAUAGCCACCUAUUUGAAACGACCUCAGCCGAGUCAUACACAUCAGCUGAAUGUGAUUACACUUCAUCGGCGGAAAGCAAUAGUCCCUGUCGGCACUGUAAGUCACAACAGACCUGCACGGAACAGGAGCUGUUGGUACCGGUACAGCCUCAGGUUCAGUCGCCCAUUCGUCCACAGGAGCAACCUUGCACAUCAAGACAAAUCCGCGUUGACCUCUGCCGGCAGGUUAAGCAUUCUCACAAUUGCUAUAGGACGAUUCCAUUGGGUAACACUGCCUAUCCGCGAGUACCAGACUCCAACCAAAUACGGAAACAAACUUACGGGUUAACCGGAUAUAUUGGGCCCAAUUCUAAUCACGAAAUGCUACAGCAGGGGCAGGAGUGAUGCUAUACCUCUUUAUCACAGGUGCUCGCGAUUUCUAAUGCUUUUAUAUGCCAGUUUUUUGAACCAAAAGUAAAGCUAUUUUGUUUAUAAUA